Molecule: messenger RNA, 319 nt
Organism: Linderina pennispora
Lineage: Eukaryota; Fungi; Kickxellomycota; Kickxellomycetes; Kickxellales; Kickxellaceae
Exons: 1
Coding region: 60-233 (57 amino acids)
Source: RefSeq, a predicted model, not a curated record
GCAAAAAUCACCAAAUUUUCAUUAAUGGCCACCCUAUUAUCUCUAAUUAAUUUUUCACAAUGUCUGAUAUCCAAAUCUGCAUUCAACAACUUGAACACACCCUAGCCACUAUGGGUAUACCUCCUGGCACUACACUAUCACCACUUAGCUCUGAUUUCUCCUUUGAUGAAGAUAUGCUAUCUUCAGUCCCUGUAGCUACCCUCCCUGUCUACACAUUGCUACUAGAAGACUAAGAUCACUAUCACCUGCUAGCUACCACAGUAAGAAACCAAGACUGCUCCUUCGAAACUCCAGAAUUUUGUAUCCACUAGCUAGCUAU